AAGGAAAUGCCACUUGUUAGAUGAGUUGUCAUGUGCUGCAACUUGUACACAGCACAUAAAUGUACACAAAAUGUUAUCCGUUCAAAAUCAGAUAAAUAAACCAUUAAAAUGUGAUGAACUAAACUGACUUUGGUUACUUAUUAGAAAUCUGCAGCAGUCAUUAUACAUAGUGAAAACAGAUUAUGUAGUAUGGUUUCUAUCAGGAAGUGAAAGCGUAAAUCACACAUCGUCCCACCAGUUUCAAUAAUCAGCUUACGGGCAUCCUCUAUUUCCUACCACAUGUGACAGAUCAUUUGCACAAAAGGCAACCUAACUCGGAACAAGAAGAAAUUUGAUGAUGUGCACAAAAGGCAAUCUAACUCGGAACAAGAAGAAAUUUGCCCCAUGCAUGUCCCUCUACAGCAUGCACAACAAUUUUACAGAUGUUUCAACAGGGCAGACAAAUCCAUCUGGGUUUGGCAUAUCAGCACAUACAGCAUGAUAGACUCAUCCUAACUACUGUGGUAGUAGCACAUGGUCAUAAGACAGAUGUAACAGACAAUAGAAUGCUGCUAAGGCCCAUAUGGUAAUUGCAAGCAAGUGGAUUUGUGUCAUUCAUCUCCCACCCUGGUUACCCAUCAUAGAUGUGAGUUUUACUCCGUCCGUAAAGAAAUAUAAAAGCGUUAGAUCACUACUAACAUUUCUUUACAGAGGGAGUACUUCAGUUAAGCAUGCACACAAGUUUUAUGUACUCAGAAAUUCGAAUUUCAUGCAUGACCCUUCAAAUCAUACAUAAGCAAGUUAGUUUAUCAGGUAUUUUCCCUGAUGCAUGCCAACCCAUAUUCCAUAGAGAAACCUAUGCAUUCUGACCAACAUUAGUAUACCAGAAAAUCAAAUGACGAUGAUUACGCCAAUGGUAACUGUAACAGAGUCCCAACAUUUGAUGAAUAAAUAAGCGUGCAGUGUUAACAACAAUACACGCUACAUACCCCUUGAAAUCAUGUAUAGGCAGGCAAUUUCAAAUAUUUCUCCCCCAAUGCAGGACCAAUGAUACCAUGGUAACUGAAACUGAUUCCGCGACAGUUGAAGAAUAAAGAAGCACGUAAUGCAAGCAAGAAUGUAGCUUGGCUACAUGCCUAUUGAAAUUAUCAUGUAUACACAAGCUGAUUUCAAACAUUUAUCACCCAAAAUGUAGGACCCAAGACAUCACUGCCAACUUUAGUGUAACACUCAUCCUAAUCAGUGUGGCAGUAGCACAUUCUCAUAAGAAUGGAACAGAAAAUAGAAUGCUGCUAAGACCCACAGCAAUUGCAAACAAGUGACUUUGCAUACCCCCAUUGGUUACCCAUCACAAAUGCUUCGUUUUACUUCAGUUGAGCAUACAUGCAACUUUUAUGUUCUACAACUUGCAAUUUUGUCCAUGGCCCUUCAAUCAUACAUAAGCACCUCAAUUUCUGAGAUAUUUUCCCUAAUGCAAGGCUAACCCAUAUUGCACAGGCAAAACUAUGCAUUCUGACCAACAUUAGUACUAUAACAGAAAAUCGAAUGCUAAUGAUUACACCAAAGGUAACUGCAGCUGAAUCCCCAACAGUUGAUGAAUAAAGAAGCAUGCACUGUUAACAACAAUUUCAGGCAAUUUCAAAGAUUUCUCCCCAAAUACAGGACUCAAUACAUCACUAGCAACAUUAGUGUAACAUAAAAUCAAGCGAUGAUAGCAUGGUAACUGCAACUGAUAUACAAGCAACAAUGUAGCUAGGCUACAUGUCCCUUGAAAUCAUAAUGUACAACACAAAAGUUGAUUUCAAAGGUUUCUCCCAAAAUGCAGGACCUGAGACAUCACUGCCAACAUUAGUGUAACAGAAAAUCAAAAAAUGGCUGCACCCAUGGUAAGCAGCUGCAAGCAAUUUCUGCCUAUCCUCCUGGUCCUCAUCAGAUGCCUCAGCCUUCAAAGCCCGGCCACCGGCAGCCAGGACCAAGAAAGCUUCCUCUACACCGGCUUCGCCGGCAGCAACCUCACCCUUGACGGCGCGGCCACCAUCACGCCGGCCGGCCUCGUCAAGCUCACCAACGAGACGUUCCGGAUCAAGGGCCACGCGUUCCACCCGGCGCCGGUGCGCUUCCGCGAGGCCCCCAACGGCACGGUGCGGUCCUUCUCCAUCUCCUUCGUGUUCGGCAUCCUCUCCUCAUUCGGCGACAUACGGGGCCAUGGCUUCGCCUUCUUCAUCGCCCUGAGCACCGACCUCUCCGCCGCCUUUCCCAUCCAGUUCCUGGGCCUUAUCAAUGCCACUAAUAAUGGAAGCACGAGCAACCACCUCUUCGCCGUCGAGCUCGACACCAUCCAAAACACCGAGUUCGGGGACAUCGACAACAACCAUGUCGGCGUCGACAUCAACAGCCUCAACUCGGUGAAAUCCAACACCGCCGGCUUCUACAAUGAUGAGGGCGAUGGCAUGCUCUCAAACAUGUCCCUUAUUGGCUCCGGGCCAAUACAAGUUUGGGUGGAAUACCAUGGGGAGUCCACACAAAUCAACGUGACCUUAGCACCCCUUGGUGUCACAAAACCAGUGAGGCCAUUACUCUCAACCACCUAUGACCUCUCACCGGUGCUCACAGACCAAGCCUACCUUGGCUUCUCAUCUUCAACAGGUUUAAGCACAGGCCAUCACUAUGUGCUUGGUUGGAGCUUUGGAAUGAACACCCCUGCUCCAUUUAUAGAUACCACCAAACUACCCGGGCUACCUUACCUGGGCCCAAGACCUCAAUCCAAACUCCUAGAGAUAGUUCUGCCGAUAGCUUCCGCGUUGUUUGUGUUAGCUGUCGGCAUUCUAUGUGUUAUAAUGGUGAGGAGACAUAUUAGGUAUAAGGAGGUGCGUGAGGAUUGGGAGGUUGAGUACGGCCCUCGCCGAUUCUCUUACAAGGAUCUGUUUCGUGCCACCAAGGGAUUUAAGGACAAGAAUUUGAUCGGCGUAGGCGGGUUCGGAAGGGUGUACAAAGGGGUUCUUCCGACAUCUAAAUCGGAGGUUGCCGUAAAGAGGGUAUCGUACGACUCGAAGCAGGGCGUAAAGGAAUUCGUCGCUGAAGUCGUAAGCAUUGGCCAUCUUCAACACCGUAAUAUCGUGCAGUUAGUUGGAUAUUGCAGGCGGAAAGGUGAACUUCUCCUAGUAUAUGACUACAUGGCAAAUGGAAGCCUCGACAACCACUUGUAUGGUCAAGAAGGAAAUGCUACUUUAGGGUGGGGGCAAAGAUUCCGGAUUAUCAAAGAGAUCGCGAUGGGUUUGCUCUACCUUCAUGAAGAAUGGGACAAAGUUGUCCUCCAUCGGGAUGUCAAGGCAAGCAACGUGCUUCUUGACAAACAGAUGAAUGGAAGACUAGGAGAUUUCGGUCUCGCGAGGUUGUACGACCAUGGUACCGACCCGCAGACCACACAUGUUGUUGGCACAGUAGGAUACCUAGCUCCAGAGCUGGUACUCAGAGGUAAAGCAACCACUCUCACCGAUGUAUUUGCCUUUGGCAUCUUCAUUCUUGAGGUUACCUGUGGGCAAAUGCCUAUCAAGGAGGACCCACAAGGCAACCAGGUCGUCCUGGUCGAUUGGGUGCUUCAGAACUGGCACAAAGGAUCACUUCUUGAUGUAGUGGAUGCCAAUCUUCAAGGUAGCUAUGACACCAGUGAGGCGUGCCUUGCGCUAAAACUAGGGCUCUUAUGCUCGCACCCAUUUCCCGAAGCAAGGCCCAGCAUGCGGCAAGCUAUGCAGUACCUUGACGGUGACAUGCCACUCCCGAAGCUGCUGCCGGCGUACUUCAGCUUCCACAUGUUGGCCCUGAUGAAGAAUGAAGGCCAAGUUGACUCGUCCACAAUGUUGCCCUAUCCUUCGCCGAUGAUGACGAGCUUUGGCUCAAUAUCAGACUUCUCGGUACAUGGGAGGUGA
Triticum urartu is the source of this 3905-nucleotide messenger RNA. Its product is annotated as L-type lectin-domain containing receptor kinase SIT2-like. NCBI's taxonomy places the organism in Eukaryota, Viridiplantae, Streptophyta, Magnoliopsida, Poales, Poaceae. Gene Ontology annotation, biological process: protein phosphorylation. Gene Ontology annotation, molecular function: protein kinase activity; ATP binding; carbohydrate binding. The record is from RefSeq and is a predicted model, not a curated record.